AUGCCGUGCCGUCAUAGUGCUGAGUGCAUCGACUACGCUACGGCCGCGCCGCGCCGUAUGGCUCGGCCCAAGCAGAGGCAAAUGCACAUAAAAGAGGAAUUACAAAAUGGACAUCAUUCAUACAGUCUGAAGGAGGCAGAGUAUGUUAAGCAUGAGACGGAGUGUGAAAAUGAAGUCAAGGAAGAUACCUCAUGCACCGACAGUGGGUGUGGUGUGAGCGAGGCAGCCAUGCUGUCCGGCCUGUACACAGACCAUGAAGUCAAAGAUGAGCUUGUUCUGGGACAGGAGUGUCCAUAUCGACCUGACGUCACUCUAGUAGUUAAUGGUCGCGUUAGCUCUAUGCUACGAGAUUGCUGCGUGACACUCGAACGCCUCUCACACGUCGAGGCGCUCGCCAAGCGCCAAGACACAACUUACACUGACACGGAAUCUGAUACUGAGGAAUUAUACGCUAGAGAGAAAGUACAGAUAUGUGAUCUUUGUGGUGAAAGCUUCUGUUUAAAGACAGAUUUAUUGAAACACGUCAUGGAUCAUAUCCACAGCCCUUCAAGCGCGGAGCAGGAAGAGUUUGGACACAGUUUUGCAUUUGAUGGUCAAUGGACGCAGGAGCAGGAGCGCGCCCUGUGCCGCAAACACGCUAUUCGGGACUGCUGCGUGCUUCUCAAACGCCUCCAACACCACGAGGCUCUCGCCGGCAACGAUACCCAAUACAUAACUCAAACUGACACGGAAUCUGAUACAGAGGAAGUACACACUAGAGUUGACUAUGAGAAACCAACAUGUGAUCUUUGCGGAGAAAGUUUUGCACUGAAAUCCGAUUUGAAGAAACAUAUCAUGAUCCAUAUCCAUGUACCUACCACACACCAUCCACAAGCGGGUACUGAUAGGGAAUCGGAUACUGAGGAGAAAAACAUCGAUAUUGACUGUGAGAAUGAACCUACAUGUGAAUUUUGUGGCGAGAAAUUUGCUCUAGACUCAAAUUUAAUGAAACAUGUUAUGAUCCAUAUGUACGUAGCUCGCACAAAACAAAUGUAUGAACAUUCAGAAAUUAAUACUUACGAGUGUGACAUUUGCGGUAAAAUACUUCAGCGAAAAAAUAGCUUAAAGCGUCAUAUUAAAACGCACUCGACUCAGUCAAAGUCUAAGGACUUUAAAUGCUAUAACAUAGGAGAGAAAUCAUACAACUGCGAAACAUGUGACAAGCGUUUUAUAGAUAGAGAUCGGUUGAAAAGACAUUUAAUAAUUCACACGGACAUAAGACCAUAUUCGUGUGACGUAUGUGAAAAACGAUUUAGAACUGGGAUUAAUUUAAAAAAGCAUACACUGAUUCAUGGCGACAUAAGACCAUAUUUGUGUGACGUAUGUAAGAAACGGUUUAGAUAUUUGAGUCAUUUAAAACGUCAUACACGGAUCCAUGGUGACAUAAGACCAUAUUUGUGUGACGUAUGCAAAAAACGAUUUAGAACUGGGACUGAUUUAAAAAAACAUACACUGAUUCAUGGUGACAUAAGACCAUAUUUGUGUGACGUAUGUAAAAAACGGUUUAAAACUGGGACUGGUUUAGAAAUUCAUACACGGCGUCAUACUGGCGAAAAACCAUACAUAUGCAGGAUAUGUCGAAAGAGUUUCGUAUCUAAUAGUGGGCUGUAUGAACAUAUACGAACUCACACCGGCAUAAGACCAUACUAUUGCGAAACAUGUGGCAAGCGUUUUGCAGCUAAAUGUCGGUUGAAAAGACAUUUACUAAUUCACACGGACAUAAGACCAUAUUCGUGUGACGUAUGUGAAAAACGAUUUAGAUAUGCGACUCAUUUAAAAGUUCAUACACGGAUUCAUGGUGACAUAAGACCAUAUUUGUGUGAGGUAUGUGAGAAACGAUUUAGAACUGGGACUGAUUUAAAAAUUCAUAAACGGCUUCAUACUGGCGAAAAACCAUACACAUGCAAGAUAUGUGGAAUGAGUUUCGCAUCUAAUAGUAGGAUGCGUUCACAUAUACGAAUUCACACCGACAUAAGACCAUAUUCGUGUGUCGAAUGUAAAAAACGAUUUUUAACUGCCUAUUGUUUAAAAAUUCAUAUACAGCUACAUACUAGGGAAAAGCCGUUUUCCUGUGACAUAUGUAACAUGCGGUAUCUGCGAAAAAAAGAAUUAGUGAUGCACAAAUUCACCAUUCAUGAACUUCGUAAAUAAUUUAGGGGGAGGACUAUUUUUUGUUACAUGACGGAUGAGUCUUGGUAAUUCUUACGUAAGAUCACAAUAAUGCUACCAAGCGCGGUCUGAUCAAAAUCAUAAGAUUUAGAAAAGUAAAGAUGAAAAAAAAAAUACUUUAAAAUAAAGUCAAAGUAAUCACC
Molecule: messenger RNA, 2351 nt
Organism: Cydia splendana
Lineage: Eukaryota; Metazoa; Arthropoda; Insecta; Lepidoptera; Tortricidae
Product: zinc finger protein 883-like
Exons: 4
Coding region: 1-2190 (729 amino acids)
Source: RefSeq, a predicted model, not a curated record